GCCCGCUGCUGAAAGCCGCACCGCAGCAGGCGCCGAGCUGCGCCGCUGCAGCACCGCGCCCGCGGUGCCGGAUCCCCUAUCGCGGCGAAGAACAGUUCUACAGUGUCUGAGGAUGGAUAAAGACUUCCGCUACUACUUCCAGCAUCCGUGGUCUCGCUUAAUUGUGGCUUACUUAGUGAUCUUCUUUAACUUCUUAAUAUUUGCUGAGGACCCAGUGUCUCACAGUCAGACAGAAGCCAAUGUUAUUGUUGUUGGUAAUUGUUUCUCCUUUGUAACAAAUAAAUACCCCGAGGGAGGAGGCUGGAGAUUUUUGAAGGUGUUUCUGUGGCUGCUUGCCAUUCUCACCGGACUUAUAGCUGGAAAAUUUCUCUUCCAUCAACGCUUGUUUGGUCAGUUGCUCCGUCUGAAAAUGUUUCGAGAGGACCAUGGGUCUUGGAUGACAAUGUUCUUCAGUACCAUCCUCUUCCUCUUCAUAUUUUCUCACAUUUAUAAUCUGUUCCUCAUCAUGGCAGGGAAUAUGAGUGCAUAUAUUAUAACAGACUUCAUGGGCAUCAGGAAUGAAAAUUUUAUGAAGGUAGCUGCAGUUGGGACUUGGAUGGGAGAUUUUGUCACAGCAUGGAUGGUCACUGAUAUGAUGCUUCAGGACAAACCCUACCCAGACUGGGGAAAGUCUGCCAGAGCUUUCUGGAAGAAAGGAAACGUUAGGAUCACUUUAUUCUGGACAGUUCUGUUUACCCUGACCUCUGUAGUUGUACUUGUCAUUACUACUGAUUGGAUCAGCUGGGACAAGCUGAAUCGUGGAUUUCUGCCAAGUGACGAGGUCUCAAGAGCGUUCUUGGCUUCUUUCAUCUUGGUGUUUGACCUUCUUAUUGUCAUGCAGGACUGGGAGUUUCCACAUUUUAUGGGUGAUGUUGAAGUGAACCUUCCAGGCUUGCCGUCUGCACACAUGCAGUUCAAAGUACCUUAUUUCCAAAAGAUCUUCAAAGAGGAAUACCACAUACAUAUAACAGAUGCAGCCCUCAAAGAAGAGUGAAGACCACAUUCUUUCCUCUUCCUGCCCUCCUGGAUAAUGUAUUAGGCUGGUGUUGGAAAGGAUGAAAUCUGAACAUCUUUGUAGUUGCUGCUUCUCUCUUUACACCUCUUAGAUCUAGCAGGAAUUCUGGCUCGCUCACCUUUAAAACCACAGUCUGGCUGAAAGGGUAGGAAACUAGAGCUGUAACAUGUUAAACAUGGUAACAAAUACCAUGUUAAAAAUUGCUUCAACAGGUUGAGUCAGUGAAGCAUUUAUAUUCUUCACUAAAAAUUUCCAGCUGUCAUGCUGCAUGUAAAGAAUAACUAUUGUUGAAACAGGUCUUUUAAAAGAAAAAUUCUUAGCAUGACUGCAUUUUUAAAAGUACCCUGUCCCUGGAAAACUAAUUUAUUUCCAUUAAUGAAAAGGAAGCAGAAUGUGAUUGAGGAUGUAAUAUGGAAUUAUAGUUCAUUAAUUCUUCAAGUAUGUAAUUUUCCAGACUCCUGAUCUCCCAUUGAUUUCUGCACACCCCUAUAGGUCCUGCUAAAUGCCAGCAAAAAGAAAUUCAAUGGUGUUAUUUCAUGUGUGGUAGUGGUGGCACUCCAAAAUUAGACAGAAGUGUUAUGAAAGGGAAUUAUCCACUGACUGCUUCACCAUGCAGCCCUGGUAACAACUCUGUUAAGAAGAAUUGAUUGCAGUUCCCACCAAUAAGUGAAAAUAUGACAGUUGCUCACUAAACACACAAUACCAUCAAAGGUGUAACAAUUGAAGAUGGUAACUCUCAACACCUAGUUAGCCAUGAUGAACUAGGUGCAUCCAUUAAUAGUGUAAAUUUCUUGUCUCUUCCAACCUGGUUGAUUCUAUGAUUAUGAAAGGAAUUGUGUCAAUCCUCAUUAUAAAAGACUACUUAGGUAUGUGGUCUCUCUAGCCAUUCACAAAACUGUGCUUUUGCUUUUACUUUGUCUGUCACUUAGUGCAGAACCUCAACUGUAAUCCAUGUCUUUGUUGCCUCAUUAGUCCUACCUUUAAGAAGAAAAUAAAAAUUAUUUUCUUCCACGUGGCAAAAUAUCUCUUAUAGUUGAAAUAGAACAACAAACCCAUUUUAGAUACUUUUAGCUGUUUGAAAGUUCCUUAGCUCCAUUUGUGUAUUAGAAAGAGGACUAACACAUUACUGCUACUCAUUAAAGCUGUCAGUUGCUAGGUAAGAAUGACCAAGUCCUAGACAAGAGAACUAAUCUGUCUGAAGGGAGAGGAGCUAGUUUGGUAAACUGUUUUCUCUUUAAUGAUGGGUGGAAGGAAGGCUUUACUUACACGGUGUACUGACCACAUGUCCCCAAGUGAGGAGUUAAGUUAGUCAUAGCCAUGAAUUAUGAGUCAUAGGAGAGCCAACAAUGGAAUGAGCACAUUCUCAGCUUAGUUUGGGUUCAUAUCAGCUGCCUUCUGUAUUACAGUAAAUUUCCAAGUAAGUAGUUCAGAGACCAUUAAUGAAAAACAUCCAGAAAAAAACAGAAAGCAACUCAAAUGAAGUUUUGGCUAGGAACUGGCUUGACACCCUAAUUUGAACUUGGUCUUCUCCUGUGGUCAGGGUAUUGCUCAUAUUAUACUGUUGUGGUAUGUCUGAUAGGCCCCAAAUAGGCUUGUGCACGUUCUGCCUUGCCUAGGCAUGGUUUUCAGCUCUGUGAGAGAGGCAAGCAUGGGAAAAGGACCCAAAAGAACCUGUGGCCACUGAGUCCAGCCUGCCCAGGGUCCUGUGGUAGAAAGGUGUGCACACAAUAAGCGUGUGCCUGUCUAAUACAAGGCCUGUGCUUUUCCCAAAUUUGGGGAAAGCAAGCCUAUGGCUUUGCCUAGCAUGGUAAGGUUUGGCUAACUGCCAUCCUGAUUGGCUGUGUCCAAUGGGCAUUUAAUCUUGUCCCACCUUGAUAAAAGGAGAUAUGCAGGUAAACAACAUGCUUUUGCUUCCCUGCUCCUUGCUGUGCUCAGCCAUGCUCUGCUGUUGCCUGCUGCCUUAUUGUUUGCCUGCUAAACUGCACUGCCGCAAGCUUACCGGGAGCAGACCCUGGAUGCCUGCACGCGAUCAGCCUGCAUGGUCAGCAUGACAUCACGUGAGACUGCAUGACAUCCUGCCUCUACACCUGAAAGUCCUGCUUGCAAGUCCUGGACACACACGUAGAUCGUCCAGAAGAGCCAGAAGAAGAAGAUCAGAGAUUGUCUGCCUCUUUCCCCAGAAACCGGGAAGAAUCCAGUCUCAACAUCUGACAAGACAGAGUCCUUUGAAAGCAUUUGGGCACUGUCUGGACUGUGGCUAGACCCCAUGAGUUGGUUAAUAAUGAUUUGUGGGUAAAGGAUUAAAUGCCUCUUUGUAAUUCUCCAUUGCCUUCUGCCAUAGAGCAGAAAGGGCUCCUUGAGCCCAUCUACUGGGCAAGCAGCAUUUUGACUGUGGGAAUCUUCUCUUCCAGUUCAAUUAAUGUUGAUAUAUUUUGGUGGUUAUUACUGGAUAUAGAUAUUAUCCAUAGAAUGUUUGCAUAACUGUGUAAGAACAGAGGUAGUACUAAAAUUAGUGGUUGUUGGUGGUGACAAUUCUGAAUGUCAAAAUUAAUAAACAAUAUUAAUGUUUGAAAAA
Molecule: messenger RNA, 3629 nt
Organism: Pogoniulus pusillus (Red-fronted tinkerbird)
Lineage: Eukaryota; Metazoa; Chordata; Aves; Piciformes; Lybiidae
Gene: TMEM117
Product: transmembrane protein 117
Exons: 8
Coding region: 113-1033 (306 amino acids)
Biological process (GO): intrinsic apoptotic signaling pathway in response to endoplasmic reticulum stress
Source: RefSeq, a predicted model, not a curated record